This is a messenger RNA of Gadus morhua (Atlantic cod), 3656 nucleotides long. RefSeq names its product sarcoplasmic reticulum histidine-rich calcium-binding protein-like. The transcript has 7 exons. NCBI's taxonomy places the organism in Eukaryota, Metazoa, Chordata, Actinopteri, Gadiformes, Gadidae. Bases 492 to 2999 code for a protein of 835 amino acids. The record is from RefSeq and is a predicted model, not a curated record.
CGCUGGGGGCUAGCCUCUGAAGCUAACAGGGUUCACUCUCCUCGGGGUACGCCUCCUGCUCCAGGCGCUGAAGCUCCGCCUUGGCCGAGGACGACGUCAGACCCAAGCUACAACUCCCGGAGCGACACCAAAGAUACAAGAUGAACAGCUGAUGUCCUCACAGCCGUGCGGCUCUCCGCUGGUGGUGACGGUCCUCUAGAAGAAGCUCCUUCAAGAGGAGGAGCCUACAGGGAGAGCUUCCUGUGGGUAGGCUCCUGGAGGAGGAGCCUACAGGGAGAGCUUCCUGUGGGUAGGCUCCUGGGGGAGGAGCCUACAGGGAGAGCUUCCUGUGGGUAGGCUCCUGGAGGAGCUCCUCAGUCUCCGCCUCCUGGUGAGAUGCUUCACCUCCGCCACUUCCAUCCAGCUGCACUUCACCUCCGCCUGACGCCACGGCAACACUGAGGGCCCCGCCCCGCCCCCGGCGCCAGGGGCCCCGCUGUCCCCAGCCCUCCAUGGCCGCGCCCCGGUCCCCCGAACCCAAGCAGCGGGGGGGCGGAGCGUGGGGGGGAGGGCGGGGCCACAGGCCCAGCCCCCUGUCCUGGCUCCUCCUCUGCCUCCUGUCCGUCGGCCCGGCGGCCGCCAGCCUCCCGGGGCUGGAGCACGACUACGCCGUCAGCCCCAAGUUUGUGUGCACCCCCAUCCCGCCGGAGGCCGACCCCAGCUGCUACUCCCCGCCCCUGCCCCACGGCGGGGGGGGCGCGGGGCACGGCGGGGGGGGCCACAGUGCCGGGGGUCACGGCGGCGCCGGCCACAACGGCAGCAGCCGGCGUGCGGUGAUGUCGGAGGAGGCGAAGGCCACCAUCCUGCACCUGCGGGAGAGCCUGGUGCGGCAGAAGGAGGUGAUCCUGGACCAGCGCGAGACCAUCCGGGAGCUCACCGCCAAGCUGACGCUGUGCGAGGGCUUCGGAGGACACCAGGGCAUAGGUCACCACGACAACGGGCGCCAUGACAACGGUCACCACAACGAACACAACGAUCGACGCGGUGGUCACCACGGGCCCCACCGUGACCACUACUACCCCCACGGGGGCCACCAUCCCGACCCCCACCACCCAGACCCCCACCACCCAGACCCCCACCACCGUGAACCCCACCACCCAGACCCCCACCACCACCCCCACCACCCCCCCAGGAAGAGCCCCUCCCACAGUAAGCCCAGCUCCUUCUCAGCCGAUCAGACGGCCAAGACCCUGCAGACGCUGAAGGAGAGGCUGGAGAACCUGCAGGCCAGGAACUCGUCCAGCUCCUACUCCAGCUCCCUGAGGGAUCUGCUGCAGAGGAAGAUUAACGCGCUGGAGGAGCAGCUCCACAACCACUACAGGGGCCACCACAACGACCACCACGGCAACGCUCGACAUGACGACCACCACGAUGACCACCACGGCACGGGUCACCACGACGAUCACCCCGACGACCAUCAUGACGACCGUCAUGACAACCGCCACAGCAACGGCCGUCAUGACGACCCCCAUGACGACCACCGCGGCAAGGGUCGUCAUGACGACCAUCCCGAUGAACACCAUAGUCCAGGCCACAAGGACGAUCACCAUGACGACCACCUCAAUACAGGCCACAAUGACAAUCACCGUGACGACCACCACAACAGCCAUCGCACCAAUCAGCACAACAACCACAGAUACCCCCCCCGUAGCAGCCACAGCCCCCGCCCCUACGACCACCACAACGUCCGGCACUACGGCCGCAGUCAGGGCCGUCCGAGCAAUCACCGGGACGACCACCACCCCAUCCACCGGGGACCUGGUCACCAUGACAACCACCGAAGCGGUGGCAGCGGCAACCAUCACGGAGAUCACCACGUCUCCGGUCCCCACGACGACCACCACGUCUCCGGUCACCACGACGACCACCACGUCUCCGGUCACCACGACGACCACCACGUCUCCGGUCACCACGACGACCACCACGUCUCCGGUCACCACGACGACCACCACGUCUCCGGUCGCCACGACGACCACCACGUCUCCGGUCACCACGACGACCACCACGUCUCCGGUCACCACGACGACCACCACGACUCCGGUCACCACGACGACCACCACGGCUCCGGUCACCACGACGACCACCACGGCUCCGGUCACCACGACGACCACCACGUCUCUGGUCACCACGAAGACCACCACGGCUCCGGUCCCCACGACGACCACCAGGAAGUACCCCGCCACAGGAAGAAGCACCCCCCCGUGCGGCUGCAUUACCCGAGCACCCCCCCGGCAGUCCCCCACGGGGGGGGGGCCCACGGCAAGCUGGACACGGUCCUCAGCCACCUGCACCACCGAACCCCCGAGACCGCGGUGACCCACACCAAGACCCCCCAGGACCCGGACGUGUUCCAGAUCAGCUUCCCCCUGCGGACCGGCUACAUGCACGCCCGCAUGAAGGGCGCGGUGCUGAAGGAGGUCUUCGCCCUCACCGUCUGCCUGUGGCUGCGCGGCGGGGCGGGGGGGCCGGGCCUCGGGACCCCCUUCUCCUACUCGGUCCCGGGCCAGGCCAACGAGCUGGUCCUCAUCGAGUGGGGCAGCAACCCCAUGGAGCUGCUCAUCAACGACAAGGCGGUGACCCUGCCCAUGAUGCUGACGGACAGGAAGUGGCACCACGUGUGCGUGGCGUGGUCCACCCGGGACGGGCUGUGGGAGGCGUACCUGGACGGGCUGAAGAAGGGCUCCGGGGAGAACCUGUCUGCCUGGCACCCCGUGAGGGCCGGGGGCGUGUUCAUCCUGGGGCAGGAGCAGGACUCCCUGGGGGGUCGGUUCGACGCCUCACAGUCCUUUGUGGGGGACAUGGCGGACCUCCAGUUCUGGUCCCGGGUCCUGGCGCCGGCGGAGGUGCACAGCCAGGCCAGCUGCGGGGCUCACCUGGUGGGGGACGUGCUGUCCUGGGGGGAGGCCAGCGUGGAGCUGCACGGGGGGGUCACCGCCCACCCCUUCCUGCCCUGUCACUAGAGGACUACAGCCCCCCCAGGAGGAAGGAUUACUUCCCGGGAUGGUUCUGGUCGGCGGCCAUGUUGGUUUGACCAGCCUGGACUCGGCGGCCAUCUUGUCUCUGUUGUUUUGGUGUCCUGACCUCCAGACUUCCUGCCCGACCCUCUGAAGUAGGGCAGCGGCCUAAUGCUCGUUAUCCAAGCCUCAGCUAAGAGGAUUCUCCUCCUCUAAGUGGAAGCUCACCGGCGUCAGCCACCCCUGAUUACUGUCCCGGCCCUGAUGAGAUCAGAGGCUCCGGGACCUCCUGCAGCACACUACAGCGCCCCCUAGGAGCCCCUGGUCAGACCUGGGGCCACGCCGGAACCAGAGAGAUUGGGUUCCUGAUCCACGAUGGUAUGUGAUACCAGUACUCACAUACUAGUGUUAUAUACUAGUAUACUAUGCAUAGUACUUUGAAUAGUGUUUACCACUCAACAUGGUAACGUCAUGCUAACAACCCUCCUGUUCCUGAGGAGGGUUCUGAUGAACACUGAACUGAACACUGAACUGAACACUCAGCUGAACUCUGAAUUGGACUCUGAACUGAACUCUGAACUGAACACUGAACUGAACACUGAACUGAACACUGAACUGAACACUGAACUGAACACUAAACUGAACUCUGAACUGAACACUAAA